AUGGUCAUGAAGCGGACUAGAAUUACUGUUUUGUUUGACAGUUUGCAGGAUUUAGAGAAAAUUACGCCUGAUUCGCAGCAUGGCCAGGAAGGAAAUAACUCAGAAAGCAUCGAAAUUAUAGGUACUGGACAGCAGAUCCAACACAGAACCACCUUAGAUCAUUCCAGUAAGUUUCAGCAUGUGCGGAUUACUUGGAAGAGCUCUAAAAGUUUCGAUAGCAUCCUGAAGGCACCGUUGAUGGAAGGGCUCAACAUAUACGUCGUCACUGGCGAACCUUAUAUGCAUAUCAAUGGAGCUAUAAAAUCCGCCAAAUACCAGCUUUUGCACUCUGAUUUCCUUGACAAAGAGCUUCUGCGCAGGUUCUUACCCCCUGAGGUGCUCGACGUUAGCUCGGUAGACUGGACAUCAAAAGACUACGAUAUAUCACUUGAUCGCGAGAAACAAAAGGCGCAGGUGGACAAGUACUACAAACUAGAGACCGAUCAAACUCAAAACAUAACUUUUACCGAUACUUUUGGCAAGCUCGAAGUCGGCCUUUUCUUCCCAGAAUUUCAUGACACUGUCGACGUCCAUUUGAAUGGUGCACGGUGCACUUGGAAUCGUGACGGCGCGAUUGAACAUUGCCAAAAGACAUAUUUGUUUUACCAACGAGCUCACGCUGCUGCAUUAGAAGGUCGCGGUGUACCUGUGGACCUACUGGAGCCGGUAGGCCUGCACCCAACCCUCUCCGUAGAUUUACGCGAUCAGCUACCGUCAGACAAUUGCGCAUAUUACAUGUACCUAAUGACACCAGCAGACAUUUUUAUCGAUAAGUUCCAAUCUUCGCCCAUUUUUCUCGCAGGCGCUUCAGACCUAGAGGCCCCUGAAUACUCAGUUCGGGGAAAUAGCUGGGGUAUGGAAACUUUACUAGCGCUAACACCAGGAGAUCUAAAUGAGGUAAAGUUACACUCUCGUUAUAUUCAACCUCAAGCAUCUGGAGGAUAUAAGUCUAUCAAAGCUGUACCUAAGGUCUUUCAAGCUUGUGACUCGGAUCACGACAACAUCCAUGAAAAUCCCUUCUACACGAAGUCAUUGGGGUUUGAUUCGCUGUUCACUAAUAACACCUCCUUCAACCAUCUCAACAGUUCGACUGUAAGCAUCCGAAUUCCGGCUGUGGACAUCAAUGCAUACAACCUUGUUCAAGUCACCACUUGGACAUGCUUAAUCCUCUCCGCUUUUUAUAUUUUGAUAAAAGUAUUCAGAAAAUAA
Messenger RNA from Lachancea meyersii CBS 8951, 1248 nucleotides. The record is from the annotation of a GenBank genome assembly. NCBI's taxonomy places the organism in Eukaryota, Fungi, Ascomycota, Saccharomycetes, Saccharomycetales, Saccharomycetaceae.